Medicago truncatula (barrel medic) is the source of this 1351-nucleotide messenger RNA. RefSeq lists its product as uncharacterized. Bases 184 to 951 code for a protein of 255 amino acids. The record is from RefSeq and is a predicted model, not a curated record. NCBI's taxonomy places the organism in Eukaryota, Viridiplantae, Streptophyta, Magnoliopsida, Fabales, Fabaceae. The transcript is spliced from 5 exons.
CCAACAAAGACAAUAUAUAAACCCUUUCACUCUUCUCAAUUCCAACUUUUUCAUUCUCAUUCAUUCAUUCAAUUCACCAAAUUUAUUAACACAAACUCUCUCUCAAUCCCUUUUUCUUCGCAACCACAUCUUCAUCUCUCUCUCUCUCUCUCUCUCUCUCUCUCUCUCUCUCUCUCUCUCAUCAUGGACGACGAUAACUGGGUCGAAACAGCCAUGGCUGACGACACAAUCGUCGCUAACUUUCUCCUUUCCUUCACAAAAAAACCUUCAUCUCCUCUUUAUCCACCGUUUACCGUUCACUGGAACGUUCAAAAACCACGUUCAAAGCUACGACGGAAUCACGCCGUGAAGUUCACUAGAGCAAGUCCUACAACUCCUCUUUCUUGGUCCGCCGCUAAUUCCGCUAGUACCGCCACCGCUAACACCGCCGUAACCCUCGCCGAUGGUAAUGAAGCAUCAUCCAGUCGGUUCAUCAAAUCGGUUCAUUCUUCAAGAUCUAAGGUUGAUGAACAAACUGAAGCCACUGCCUACAAAAAGAUGAUAAGAAAGAAAAGGUCUCUGCCUGAACUACUUGAGGAAGAGAAGAUGCUUCUGCAAGAAAGGGGAAAUUUGAAAGAUAAACUGGCAUCCAUGAAUUUCACAGUUGAGAGAGAAAGAGCCAAAAAUGAAAGCUUAAAGAAGAUUAAGCUUGAUUUGGUGUCACAGAAGGCCACAAAAGAAGCCAGAACCUCUCUGGUGACUGGAAAAGCUAUUGUUGUUGACGAAUCAAAACAUCUGGACGCAACCUGCAGUUCAUCUACAUUAGUUCAGUCUCAAACAGUUCAAGAGAAGGAAUCAUUUGUCAUUACAAUGAAUGCUUCAUCAUCCUCAUCGCAACAAGAUGUUAAUAACCGAGGAUUCUUGCUGCCUGACCUAAAUCUACCUCUAGAGGAGGGGUUCAACUUCUCUUAGAUAAGCUUAUUAACCGAGUCUGUGUAGAUCUCAAUCGUUGCUUGCAAUAUGCCUUUUAAGAUCUAAUGCAUUGGUACCAAGUACUAACCUUAGAUUAUGCUAAUGUAAUUGUUGGUGGUAAGCCAUUUUGCUUCCCUAACAUGGUCAAAAUCACAAAGUUAUUAUUUUAAAUUCAUGGUGGUACUGAGGGAAGUGUUAGUGUAGUCACUAGCCAGUAGAGAUCCUUGCAACAUCAGCUAUAGUUUAAUUUCUUUUUCCUUUCAUGGUUUCUAUUUUGUUCAAAGAUUCUUUUUGGGAAACCCCUCAACAUUUUUCCUCCUUUACCAUAGAGAAUAUUUACAUGUAAAUGUAAUUACAUGGUCUACAAUUAAGAUAAUAUGAGAUUCUGGUUCUUUUAGCA